This is a messenger RNA of Ectocarpus siliculosus, 2970 nucleotides long. Lineage: Eukaryota; Phaeophyceae; Ectocarpales; Ectocarpaceae. The record is from the annotation of a GenBank genome assembly.
AUGCACCUCAAGACGCGGCCCAAGAAAAUGGCUAUCCUGGCCUCCAGAGAUGCUCAAGUUGAGAGGGCCAACAGAGAUCUGUUGAGGCAGAUGACGAGGAUAUUCACCACCCCGUCGGCCCUACUGCCGGUCCACGAUUCCGCCGACGGGGGCAGUCGAGGGGAGGGUCUCGGGCGGUGCCUCAGCAUCAACGUUCUCUGUAGAAAACGAGAACUCGAGCGAAUCGCGAUGGAAAACAAGACUUGGGUCCGGUACGAGAGGGCAAAGGCUACGCCGGAGGAGUUUAGCCGAAGGGGCGUGACACACCUUAGAAAGCAGGCCGCGUCUGAGUCAUCGAUGGUGAGCAGUGGGGACAUCGGGAGGGAAGAGAAGACGAGUUGUCAUUGUCCCCCACCCUUAGAAGAUAGGGACAACGGCCAAGAUGGCGAUCACCUUCCGAUUAGCGUAUCAGUCCGUGCUGCAACACGCGGAGCUGAAGCGGAAGCAUCUGGUGGGAUCCAGGAGCACCAUGAAAAGACGGCUGCAGCAGCGGCGGUGACAUCGGAAGGGGGUGGUAUAGGUGAUGGUGGUUGCGAUGGUGGCGACAAUGGUCGAGGUGGGUCGCAGUCCGACUACAGUGAAUUUGCAGGUGGACAAGGCGACGAAGAGGAACAGUACAGCGAAUUCGACGAAGAGCAGGAAGAGAGAAGGGAGGAGAAGGAGGAACAGGAACAGGAUGGACAGUACAGCGAGUUUGGAGACGGAUCUAGCACACGCGAAACAGUCGUACAGCCGGGCGAGGCCGAAAGCCGCAGCAGCGAAGUUGAAGAUGUCCGCCAGGAACAGCGUUUAGGCGAUGGGCUUGAAAAUGAAGGAGAGAAGCAGGAUACCAGGGGGGGGAGUGCGGGAGAAGCUAAGGCAGGUCUGGACGAGAAUGACUGCAGCAGAGGGCAAACUGAAGACCCCAAUGGCAGUACUGAAACACGUUGUUCGCCGGAACUUCAACUGGAGUCGGCUCCUGUUGCACUUGAAAACAGGUUGGAUCAGAACGACACCAGCGUCACUGAAACAGCUUCAGGGGCGAAAAGGAUAGAACCAGAGAGAAUCGAGGGUCCGGAGCAGCAACAGCAGGAGCAACAGCAGAAUGGACUAUCUGUCACCAAGGCCCAAGAGGGCGAGGUGGAAACUAAGUGUGACGGACGCGACGGUGGCCGAGGAAGCAUGCGCACUGGAGAGGAUUCAGAAUUGUCGGCUGACAAUGGGUACCGGAGCGAGAGCUUCGACGGUGAUGGGUAUACCACGGACUCCGGCGUGUCCGGUCCGGUGCCAGAGGCACCAUCAACCACGCAGAAGGCGGGGAUGUCGCCUGCUAGUAGCGUUGAACCCCCGAACACGGCAACAGCCUCUUCUGCUUCAACGGACUUGCGUUCUGCUGCUACACCGGAUGGCGACAAUAGCGACGACUCCUGCUCUUCACCACCCCCGCUGGGCACUUCGCCGCUCCUGGUGGAAGACCGAUCACAACCGGGGGGGAAUCCAACGAUACCUCUGGACCCUCCACAGCCACAGGAAGAUCCACCAUCACUCCUAGAGUGCGCGAGUACCGAUGCGGCUGCCAAUAAGGGCCUUUCUGGCGGUGCGUCUACGGCAGAGGGUGUGUCAAGCAGUGGUGUCAACGGCGACGGCAUCGAGAGUCCCGUGUGCGGAACGACCGUGACACCAGCUGCAGCGAACGAACAUUACGAGGAGCGCAACGAAAUGGUUGGGACGGGCGGUUGGAGUAUGGUGCCUGAUGCAUUGCCGCCAUCCAGUUACAUGGAGCAAGUUUCCCUCGUGGAAAGUCCGGAAAAUAUCAUGGAAAACACCUCCCAGGAGGCGUCUAUGAACGACGAUUCAGCAACGACAGGGCCAUUGGCGCAACAAGGGGGCUUGCAACAGCCAACAACAGCCAAUGGUUUGCAAGCGCAAGACUCUUCACAGAGAGUCGGGGAAGACUCGUUCGAAUCAAAUAUCACCUUGAAGUCAAUGCACGAUUCAAAUGAAAAUUCCGAUCCCGCCACAACGGCUACUGUAGUGUCUGGAGAAGAGGAGGAUAGCAGAUACGCUGCAGCUGGCAUCAACGUCGAAGAAUCUGACAAAGCGAACGAACAGUCCGUUGGUGAACAUGGGAAUGAGACAAACGAAGGGGAGCCAGAAGCCGUGCGAGAACCAGCCGCCGAGGCAAAAGAACCCUCUGGCAACGGGACCACGGACAUAGAUCCCAUUGACGAUGGCGUCAAUUCCCCUGAAGAGGCUGCAACUGGUUUUGAUGCUGCUGCGUUUGGUAUCGCCGUUCCUCAUGCCGCUGUCAAAGAAGUGCAGGAGUUUGUUAUCGCCACGGACGAGGCCAUUGCAAGUGGUGCAGGUUCGGGCGAGAGUGUCUCCCCGACCUCAGACAGUGCAGAUGGUGCUGUGAAUGAGGCUUCCACCGGGCGAGAAAGCGCGGCGAACGAAGCAACCGUUGGUCCUGUGUCGUCUGGAAGGACCAACGAACAUGACGGUCCUGAUCAUUCGGUGUCUGUGGGGCAUGAUGAGCCUUCAACAGUUGGCAGAGAGAUGGCGGUAGCUUCGUUGGACGACGAUACCGCAUUGGGGCCAAACGAAAACAAGACAGGGGAGCCCGUUGAAAUCCCCGAGGCAAUAGGAGGGGAAUCGGAAGGCCACCAGGGAAUAAGCACUGACGGGGCGGACGGAAACAGCGUUUACGACGAGGUGUUUGAGGAGAUGAGUAGCAGUACCGAACAAGCCGCCGAGGCGGUGAGCGGUCUGGACGGAUGUGCGACGACGAGCACUGCCGAGACUGGUAAUGUCGUCGCGUCUCUGGUUUCCCCAGGAAAAGAAGACCCCGCUGGUGCUUCUGGGGGGGGCGAUGCUGGGGAGCCGCCUCUUGCACCCACCGAUCGAGUGGGAGAAUCCACGAGACUAAGUCAAAACGACAGCCGGGGGGGGUAA